Molecule: messenger RNA, 3644 nt
Organism: Puntigrus tetrazona (Sumatra barb)
Lineage: Eukaryota; Metazoa; Chordata; Actinopteri; Cypriniformes; Cyprinidae
Gene: atp6v0a2a
Product: ATPase H+ transporting V0 subunit a2a
Exons: 20
Coding region: 302-2941 (879 amino acids)
Biological process (GO): proton transmembrane transport; vacuolar acidification
Cellular component (GO): vacuolar proton-transporting V-type ATPase, V0 domain; plasma membrane; vacuolar proton-transporting V-type ATPase complex
Molecular function (GO): proton-transporting ATPase activity, rotational mechanism; ATPase binding
Source: RefSeq, a predicted model, not a curated record
CGCAAUCUGUAGACUGGUAGGGUUUGUGCUUUACGGGAGUAAGCUUUUUAUUAUGCGGUCUAUUUAAACACCAAGCCUUCAUUGUACACGUACGUUUUUUAAACCGCAUAGCGUGUAGCUGUUUGUUUGGCAACAGUAGCCUUUAAUCUCUUACGUUAUUACUGUCGUUUCAAUGGCAAAACGGCAAUUAAAGGCACAGUCGACUAUCGAUUAUUAUUGUCCAGCCAGCUAGGUUGGUCGUGCUGUAUUAAAGUGAAUCGCAAAGGCCAGAGGCGGACUGAGUGAUCAAGGUAGUAAGAAGAUGGGCUCGGGCUUUCGGAGUGAAGAGAUGUGUUUGGCGCAGCUGUUUCUGCAGUCCGGCUCGGCGUACGACUGCAUAAGUGAACUGGGAGAAAUGGGGCUGGUUGAAUUUCGAGAUCUGAACCCCACUGUCAGCUCAUUCCAGCGUCGCUUCGUCAGUGAGAUCAAGAGAUGUGAGGAGAUGGAGAGGAUUCUGGGGUAUCUCCUGAGGGAAAUCAGGAAGGCAAAUCUUGCAGUGCCAGAGGCUGAAGUCCCUCCUGUUGCUCCUGCACCCAAAAAUGUCUUAGAAAUCAUGGAGCAACUGCAGAGGCUGGAAGUGGAGCUCAGUGAGGUGGCCAAGAAUAAAGAGAAGCUGCAGCGGAACCUGCUGGAACUGACAGAGUACAUACACAUGCUGAGAAUCACACGCACGUUCAUGCACAGCCGCUCCAGGCAUGAAGCCCUGGGCCCUCAGUAUGAAGAGUUCCCAUCUCUGGAGACUGAAUCAGUGACAGGCUGCACCAGCAUGCAAAGACUGGGCGCUAAACUUGGAUUUAUCUCAGGCUUGAUUCAGCGGGUGAAGGUGGAGGCGUUUGAGCGCAUGCUCUGGCGUGUCUGUAAAGGUUACACCAUCCUCAGUUACGCAGAAGUGGAUGAGAGCCUGGCCGAUCUGGACACGGGGGAGAUCAGGAAGAAUGUAGUGUUCCUCAUCUCCUUUUGGGGUGACCAGAUUGGGCAGAAAGUUCAAAAAAUUUGUGACUGUUACCACUGUCAUCUCUACCCCCACCCUGAAACAGAUGAGGAAAGGGCCGAUGUGAUGGACAGCUUGAGGACACGUAUCCAAGACUUACAAAAUGUUUUGCACCGCACUGAGGAUUACUUGAAGCAGGUCUUACAUAAGGCGUCUGAGUCAGCGCAUUCAUGGGUGCUGCAAGUAAAGAAGAUGAAAGCCAUCUAUCACAUCCUUAACCUCUGCAGCUUUGACGUCACCAACAAGUGUCUCAUUGCUGAAGUGUGGUGUCCAGUCAGCGACCUGGCAAACCUAAGGAGGGCAUUGGAGGAAGGCUCAAGAAAAGGUGAUGCCACUGUCCCUUCUUUCGUGAACCGUAUCCCAAGCAGUGACACUCCACCAACACUUUUGAGGAGUAUCAAGUUUACCUCAGGAUUUCAGAGUUUAGUGGAGGCGUAUGGAGUGGGCGAUUACAGGGAGGCCAGCCCAGCUCCUUAUACCAUUAUCACGUUUCCCUUCCUGUUUGCGGUGAUGUUUGGAGAUCUUGGUCAUGGUUCAGUCAUGACGCUCUUUGCUUUGUGGAUGGUGUUGACUGAGAAGAACCACAAGCAAAGACAACCAGGAAAUGAGAUCUGGAUGACUUUUUUUGAUGGGCGUUACAUCAUACUGAUGAUGGGUUUAUUCUCCAUAUACACUGGACUUAUUUAUAAUGACUGUUUCUCCAAAUCCUUCAACAUCUUUGGCUCAGCCUGGAGCAUCAAGGCCAUGUUCACACAGCAGGAGUGGACGAAUGAAACUCUUCAAAUGAAUGAUUUACUCACCUUGGAUCCCAACGUUUCUGGUGUUUUCUCAGGACCUUAUCCACUGGGCAUUGAUCCAAUUUGGAACAUGGCUGUAAAUCGCCUGACCUUCCUCAACUCUUACAAGAUGAAGAUGUCUGUGAUCAUUGGAGUCAUCCACAUGAGCUUUGGGGUGGUGCUCAGUGUCUUCAACCACCUGCACUUUCGACAGAAGUUUAAGAUCUAUCUUCUCUUUCUUCCUGAGCUGCUCUUUCUACUUUGUCUCUUUGGAUACUUGGUCUUCAUGAUCUUUUACAAAUGGCUGGUGUUCUCAGCUCGAGACUCACAGCUGGCUCCGAGCAUUCUCAUCCACUUUAUCAACAUGUUCCUAAUGCAGGAAAAUGACACUACACCCCUUUACCCUGGCCAGUUGGGACUGCAGGUGUUUCUAGUGGUGGUGGCUCUGCUGUCUGUGCCAGUGCUGUUAUUUGGGAAACCUCUGUACCUCUACUGGCUGCAUCAUGGUGGGAAGAGACUGGGGGUCCACAGGGUGUGUCUGUGUUCUUGUGGCUACCAGCGAGUUCGGCGUGUGAGUGAGGAAGAUCUAUCACCAUCUGUAGUCCAUGAUGAAGAGGAGGGACUAAACGACUCAGGAGGGCCUCGGGAGGUUAAAGUUGAACUACCUCACAUUAAAUCACCAUUAAAACACAAAGACUUAUCUUUUAUGAAUGUCACUGAUAGCAUGUUUGUUCACUGGCAGUUUGAUUUUGGAGACGUCUUCCUGCAUCAAGCAAUUCACACCAUAGAGUACUGUUUAGGCUGCAUUUCCAACACAGCCUCCUACUUGCGUCUCUGGGCUCUGAGUCUUGCUCACGCCCAGCUGUCAGAGGUGCUGUGGGUGAUGGUGAUGCGUCUGGGUCUAAGGAUGAGCUCCAGACUGGGUGUGCUUUUCCUUGUGCCUGUGUUCAGUGUCUUUGCUCUGCUCACUAUCUCCAUUCUGCUAGUGAUGGAGGGUCUGUCUGCUUUCCUCCAUGCGCUACGUCUUCACUGGGUGGAAUUUCAGAACAAGUUCUACAGUGGAACUGGAGUUAAAUUUGCCCCCUUUGACUUCUCCCUGUUGCCCUCUGUCUUUGAGCAAGAUGGGUUACUCUGACUAAAACCCACAACACCUUGAACAGGACACUGUAGCUUAUCAUGGCAUAUUGACCUUUGGGCACUGGACAAUGACCCAGCAGUUGAAUAGGAACAAAACUUGCGCUGAAAAACAAUGUCACAGUCGGAUCAAUAUGCUAACCUGACAGGACCUGUUUGCCCCAGUCCAUAUCAGAUGUUUGAGGUGCAGGCUUUUCGGAUGUGGCUCCAUCAUUUGCUGUCAUUCGAAGAUGAACAAAGUUCUGUUUUAGAUUUAUCUUAAAAGAUAUGAUUUGUAUUUGGUAUUGCACCUUCAUAAGCAUUUGCUUUCAUAUCGAUUUUCAAAGUGCCAUAACUAUUUUUCAAUGUACAGUUUUGUAUGAUACACUAAAAUGUACUUUUGCUUGCUUUAGCUUGGUCUUAGAAAACAAAAUACUUUGCAGGUUAGCUAUGUUGUAGGUUAUGCUACAGUUUUAAAUAAUACCAAAUAACAAAUAUAAUUUCUAAUGUGACAUUAAAGCAUAAGUUACAGCAUUUAAAGUGUAUAUUUCCAAUGUAGCAUUUUUUUUGUUCAUUUUUUUUUUUUUUUAAUUUAUUCUGAAACAAUGCUUUAUUCAUAAAACCUUUUUCAAUAUGUGUUCUUGGUCUAUGAACUGACAAGUUUACACAGGAAAAGUGGUACAAAAUGGUGCAAAAUGUAAAAAAAAUAAAACCUUGUACUCAGA